AUGAACGACAUCAGAUCAACAGAUUAUAGGCCAGAGUCCAAAGAGAAGGGUAAAGCUCGUGCAAUGGCUUCGGCCUCAGCUCGUACCUCUGGAAAGCUCUUAGGAAAGUUGGCAUCUGGUACUAUGGUCGAUGUACCGUUGGCUGCUGCGGAGGGAUUUUGUGUGCUUCCUGGUUUAUAUGGGGGAACUGUUCACGAACGUGAGAUGGUAAAAAACUGGAAGUCUGGAUUACUAGCCGGUGUUAAGACUUUUGGUAUUAGCAUGGCCGAAAGCGUUAUUGACCCGUUAUAUCAGCCCUAUAAGGGCGCUAGAGAUGGGGGUACUAUGGGUUUUGCUGGUGGAAUUUUCAGGGGAACAUUUGGCAUGCUUGCUAAGAUAGGUCAUGGUAUUAAGCGCAGCAUUCAGGCUACCUUCAGUGCAGGCACUCGAAAGAGUAUAAUAAUGUCGAUGCAUGAGGAGGGACAAGACCUAGUUCGUCAGUGGAGGGGGAAAUGUUUGCAAGAUGGGGCGGUUGUUGAGAAAUUUCAUCGUCUGGGUCAUGAAGAUGAUUCAGGAAACGAGAGUGACUAUGUAUAA
Messenger RNA from Penicillium angulare, 576 nucleotides. Its product is annotated as UDP-glucuronosyl/UDP-glucosyltransferase. Bases 1 to 576 code for a protein of 191 amino acids. The transcript has 2 exons. The record is from RefSeq and is a predicted model, not a curated record. Lineage: Eukaryota; Fungi; Ascomycota; Eurotiomycetes; Eurotiales; Aspergillaceae.